GAGGAGCACUCGAACACAACACGAAACCUCACCAACUGUCAUGGCGUCUCUCUUGAAGGGGGUUUGGUACUGGAGAAAGUAGCCGCUGUCAUUUAUCAGUUUUCACCUGCGCGCAGAGCAGCGAGUACCGACUUAAGAGGCUUUUAGAAGCGGGUAGUCACCAUGGGGACUGUCCAUGCUAAGAGUCUAGAUCCUCUCCCAAUGCACGGCCGAGACUUGGGCGUCAACCCCGAUGACUUUGUGGAUGCUCCAGAGCCAGAGCAGGAGGCCAAGCAGGAGAUCCUGGAAAACAAAGAUGUGAUCGUCCAACACGUCAACAUCCAGGGUCUGGGGAGAACUAAAGAGGAUCUGCUGGGCUAUGAGAUCUCUGACGUUUUCCACGCCAAAAACCUCAUCGAUGUGAUGAAAAAGGCUCACGUCGCCAGACAGAGGCUGCUCCGCCUGGGGAUUUUUAAAGAUGUGGAGGUGCUUAUCGAUACAUCUGAAGGUGUGGAUGCCUUACCCAAUGGUCUGGAUGUAACUUUUGAGGUGACAGAGAUAAAGAGGCUGACAGGAAGCUACAACACCAUGGUCGGCAAUAAUGAAGGAAGCAUGGUGCUGGGUGUGAAGCUGCCCAACACUCUGGGUCGAGCUGAGAAACUCACCUUCCAGUUCUCCUACGGGACGAAGGAGACGUCCUACGGCCUGUCCUUCUUCAAGCCCCAGCCCGGACACUUUGAACGCAACCUCACCCUAAACAUGUACAAAGUCACCGGCCAGUUCCCAUGGAGCUCCUUAAAAGAGACCGACAGAGGCUUGUCUGCAGAACUAAACUUUCCUCUCGGGAUGACCAGCCACACGCUGAAGUGGGAGGGUGUAUGGAGGGAGCUGGGCUGUCUGGCACGCAGCGCUUCCUUCGCCGUGCGAGAGGAGAGCGGACACUCGCUGAAAUCUGCCCUCUCGCACACCGUGUCGAUCGAUUCAAGGAAUUCUGCCAUCUUCCCCAGCAGAGGUGCCUUACUGCGGAUCAACCAGGAGCUGGCCGGGUACACAGGAGGAGAUGCCAGCUUCUUGAAAGAGGAUUUUGAGCUGCAGGUCAACAGACGGCUCUUCUGGGACUCAGUCUUGUCUGCAUCUCUGUGGGGCGGGAUGCUUUAUCCCAUCGGAGGACAGCCGUCCUGUAUCGCUGACAGGUUUUACCUCGGAGGUCCCACUAGUGUACGAGGAUUCGGGAUGUACAGCAUCGGGCCACAGAGUGAAGGUGACUAUCUGGGUGGAGAGGCAUACUGGGCAGGCGGUCUGCACCUCUACACCCCACUGCCCUUCCGACCAGGGAAGGGGGGCUUCGGAGACCUUUUCAGAACACAUUUCUUCCUCAACGCUGGCAACCUGUGCAACCUCAACUAUGGUGAUGGUCCCCGGGCGCACCUUCAGAAGUUAGCUGAGUGUAUUCGCUGGUCAUACGGAGCGGGCAUUGUGCUGCGCCUGGGAAACAUCGCAAGACUGGAACUCAACUACUGCGUGCCCAUGGGAGUUCAGAGUGGAGACAGGAUAUGUGAUGGAGUCCAGUUUGGAGCGGGAAUUCGCUUCCUGUAAUGUCAUCACUCCACUGCCCCCAGUAUUCAGUACUCCAGCAGAGGCUGUGAUGUGAAAAGGGAGAUCGUCUUGUCAUUUGUCACCUGUAACUUGUUGUAGAGUGUAACACUAGCAUGGGUCCUAUGUCCUGGGGAAAUGUGCCUGACCCCCCAAACCCUCCUUUGAUACACACAGUUUGAAGUCGAGGUGCCAGUGUUGGAAAACCUUUUUACAAACACUCUUUCACCCAUUUUCAUUUGAGAGUUAUUUCCUUAGCAACAAUCACAAGGAACUUUUAUCAAUUAUACAAUCAUGGUGAAUCCUACAGCAUGUCAGGAAUGGUCUCUUAAUUCAACAGACCAUUGAAUUAUAGUUUUAAUUGGAGACACUUCUCCUCUUCCCAUAGUAGAGAUGUAGUUCAGGAACUCUCCAGCAUUGGCACCUCGUCUGUGCAAAAGUCAUCUAGCAGUGAUUUCACCCACUGUGUUCCCUGUGGUGACACAAAGUAAAUUAUUUUCCAGAAUGUUAAGAGAUUUUUGGUAUGUUCCCUGUUUGCCUUCCAGGAUGACUUUUGUUUGACAGUUAAAUGCGCACCACACACUCUCGUGACCUGUUGAAUAUCUAUCGAUUUUGUGCUGCGUGAUUGAAUGAUUGCAGCAGCAGCGAGGGAAUGAACCAAGAGAAACCAGCACUUUUUAAAUCAGAAUGGAAAGGGAGGUGUAAGAAAGGAACGGACCCUCGUGCCAAAGCGGUCCGUUGUGAUGAGAAGAACAGCGGUUUGAUCUCUCGGGCCAGCAGCAGAGAUGGAACCACAACCCCCCCUGCACCCCCCCCACACACCCCUCCCUGAGCAACAUCCACCACCAGUGCUCUUACUGUUAGUCUUUUUUUGAUGUUGUUGAAGCUGUUUUGUUCUGUACACAAAUAAAUCACAGCUGCUCCCCUG
Messenger RNA from Thunnus maccoyii (southern bluefin tuna), 2500 nucleotides. RefSeq names its product sorting and assembly machinery component 50 homolog, like (gene samm50l). Bases 163 to 1575 code for a protein of 470 amino acids. The transcript is spliced from 15 exons. Gene Ontology annotation, biological process: protein insertion into mitochondrial outer membrane; mitochondrial respiratory chain complex assembly. NCBI's taxonomy places the organism in Eukaryota, Metazoa, Chordata, Actinopteri, Scombriformes, Scombridae. Gene Ontology annotation, cellular component: outer membrane; SAM complex. The record is from RefSeq and is a predicted model, not a curated record.